AUGGUCACAAGGGUACGUGCGGUGGGAGACUGCAGCGAUCUGGCGGAUUUGAGUGUGGAUUACUUGGAGAGGAUAACGGAGGAGCUGAAGGGGGCGGGGGUGAUGACGGAAGCCCUCGUGGAGAGGGUGACGAGCCUUUUGAGCGGGGUGGUCACCAACCAGCAGACGUGUCUCGACGGCCUGGUCGAGGCCCAGAGCCGGUUCGAUCAGGCCAUCGGCGCUCCGCUGUCUGAUCUCACGCGCCUCUACAGCGUCUCGCUGGGGCUUGUGACUCACGCGCUCGACAAGAACCUCAAGAGGUACAAAGGCUCUCAGAAGAAGAUCUUCGGCGGUGGUCAUAAUCUUGUUCGUGAGCCUCUCGAGACUUUGAUCAAGGUAUUGCGCAAAACAUGCGACAAGGAAAAAGAGUGCGGCCGGAGAGUGGAACGGAGCACGGAGGAGCUCGGCCAGACCAGCGGCGGCUCCGUUCUCGUCCGGGAGGCGGUGAUCGUCGGCCCGAACGAAUCCGACAACUUCACGACAAUCUCCGCCGCCGUGGCCUCCGCUCCGAACAACACGAACCCGGAGGACGGCUACUUCGUGAUCUACGCAAGGGAAGGCCUCUACGAGGAGUACGUCGUCGUGCCUAAGAACAAAAGGAACGUUCUGCUCGUCGGAGACGGCAUUAACAAGACGAUUAUUUCGGGGAAUCACAGUUUCGUCGACGGCUGGACUACGUAUAAUUCUUCCACCUUCGGUAGAUAAAUAAUGGAAUCUUCAUCGGCGGUGGACGUGACGUUCAGGAACACGGCCGGGCCGCAGAAGCAUCAGGCCGUGGCCUUGAGGUGUAAUGCCGACUUGUCCACGUUCUAUCGGUGUAGCUUCGAGGGUUAUCAAGAUACCCUCUACGUUCAUUCCCUUAGACAGUUCUACCGCGAUUGUGAUAUUUACGGUACGAUUGAUUUUAUAUUCGGAAACGCCGCUGCAGUCUUCCAAAACUGUAACUUAUAUGCCCGAAAACCAUUGGAAAAUCAAAAGAACGCAUUCACGGCCCAGGGACGGACCGACCCUAACCAAAACACGGGAAUCUCAAUCCACAACUGCACGAUCCAGGCGGCUCCCGACCUAGCAGCCGACCCGAACUCGACCCUGACGUUCUUGGGACGGCCGUGGAAACCGUACUCGCGCACGGUUUACAUGCAAUCGUACAUCAGCGAGGUGGUCCAGGCGGAGGGAUGGCUCGAGUGGAACGGUACGACCGGGCUGGACACGAUCUUCUACGGUGAGUACGAGAAUAUCGGACCGGGGUCUAACACGAGCUCUAGGGUUCAGUGGCCCGGUUACAGUUUGAUGAACUUGACUCAGGCCAUGAACUUCACGGUCUAUAACUUGACAAUGGGCGACACCUGGUUGCCUCAAACGGAUAUUCCCUUCUGUGGAGGAUUGGUUCACAACGAGUAAAUGAAAGAUCGAUUAUGUUAUAUAUAUGUUGGACGUUAUUGGAUUCGAUUAAUUCUUGUUAUCUGGAUUUCAUAUUUACUUUUUGUCGCUGUAAUAAUCUCGAUAUAUGGUUUUGUCGGUGUAUUCGGGAAAUUAAGGUGUAAUUGUGGUUCUUAAUUUCAUAUAUUUAACUA
Messenger RNA from Tarenaya hassleriana, 1613 nucleotides. Its product is annotated as probable pectinesterase/pectinesterase inhibitor 47. Lineage: Eukaryota; Viridiplantae; Streptophyta; Magnoliopsida; Brassicales; Cleomaceae. The transcript has 5 exons. The record is from RefSeq and is a predicted model, not a curated record. Gene Ontology annotation, molecular function: pectinesterase activity; pectinesterase inhibitor activity. Gene Ontology annotation, biological process: cell wall modification.